AUGUACGCCAUCAUAGGAGCAGCCGGAAAGGUCGGAUACGCAACAGCCCAAGUGCUGCGGCAAGCCAACGUACCAGUUCGAGCGAUUCUGCGAGAUGCAGCAAAGGCAACACCACUCCGAGAGAUUGGCUGCGAGAUCGCUGUCGCAGACGUGCACAACACAUCUGAGCUGGCAAGCGCAAUCCGCAACGCAGAAGCUGUGCAUGUCAUCAUCCCGCCGUCGCCACAACACAAGGACGGAGCUCAAGACAUGCGAGACAUCAUCACCAGUAUCAUCGCCGCUCUUGAACAGGAGAAACCAAACAGGAUCCUGGCCAUCUCCGACUACGGCUCACACGUCGCCCGCGACAUUGGCAUGCCGACGGUUUUUCGUGGACUUGAGGAGCGGCUUCGCAAUCUGCCGGGGAACAAGAUCAUUCUCCGAACGGCAGAGCAUAUGCAGAACUGGGCGAGGGCGAUUCCGGCAGCGAUGGAAUCUGGAACAUUUGUCAGCCUUCAUGAUCCGCUUGAUACACCAUUCCCUACGAUCUCGGCGCCAGACCUUGGCAAAAUAGCGGCGGAGGUCUUGCUGCGAGAUGCUGCGGGCGAGAAAUAUGAUAUCGUCCACGCCGAAGGACCUCGCCGAUACAGCGCCAACGACGUGGCAGCUGCACUCAGCGACCUUUCUGGGCGACCCAUCAAGGCUGUUGCUCUUCCUCGCUCGGAGUGGCAGACGGCGAUAGAGCGAGGUGCGAGUCCGAGUUUGGCCACGCUUUUAGUCAAAGCCAAUUACGCUCAGAACGAGGCCGGUGUUGUGGAUGUUGAGCAGGGCGCGGGCGAGGUCAGGUAUGGGAAGACGGAGCUGAUCGAUGCACUGCGUCCGUUCGUGUCUCCGUAG
Molecule: messenger RNA, 876 nt
Organism: Zasmidium cellare ATCC 36951
Lineage: Eukaryota; Fungi; Ascomycota; Dothideomycetes; Mycosphaerellales; Mycosphaerellaceae
Exons: 1
Coding region: 1-876 (291 amino acids)
Source: RefSeq, a predicted model, not a curated record